Coccinella septempunctata (seven-spotted ladybird) is the source of this 4744-nucleotide messenger RNA. RefSeq lists its product as uncharacterized. Lineage: Eukaryota; Metazoa; Arthropoda; Insecta; Coleoptera; Coccinellidae. The record is from RefSeq and is a predicted model, not a curated record. The coding region runs from base 299 to 4462 and encodes 1387 amino acids. The transcript has 15 exons. Gene Ontology annotation, molecular function: heme binding; peroxidase activity. Gene Ontology annotation, biological process: response to oxidative stress.
CCUCACAAUCCACGAAAACGCUCACGACCACGGUCGGACCCCGCCGCAGUUUCGCUUGCCAUCGACACUUUCUCCUAGAAUCUUCUCGUGAACGUCGUCGACGUCUUCGCAGUGCACCACAAGGAUAGCGCGCGUACGGAAGGCUCUGGAGAGGCCACUGUUCUGUUUCUGCACGGGGAAAGUGAUCGAGGAGUGCGUAUUUUUAGACCGGAAGUCUUGGGUUCAAACCCCCGGUAUGCUUACGGUGUAGGGGUGAAUUUAUUGUUUUUUGAGAAUUUUGGAGGGCCCCGGGAUCGACAUGAGGAUGAAUCAAAGACAUUUGACGUUAACCCUCUUUGCCUUUUUAUCUUUGACAUCGUCCUUGGCAGACUCGUCUUUCAACAUCAGCCAGUACACUAAGGACGUUCCAGAAGAGCUAAAACUUGGCGUACAAACCGCGUUGAAGAUAGAAGAGGAAGUUAGAAUUAAUGGAAAACAAAAGAACACAUGUGCACAACAAGAUCCUAUACCUUGUCCACCGGGAAAAUACAGGAGACCAAACGGGGAAUGCAACAACAUCAGACAUCCCAGAUGGGGUAGUAGAGGAACUCCAUUUCUGAGAUAUUUACCUCCAACUUACGCUGACGGUAUCUCACAACCACGUCAAUCCAUCAGCAACCAUGCCCUACCAAGCGUAUCAGAAGUAGCACGUUCCAUCCAGAACACACAGAUAGAAAACCACGAAUCCGUAACCGCCUUACUCGGCGCCUGGGGAGAGUUCCUUCUGCACGACUUGGCCGGAACAGGUAAUCUGAAAGUUACACAAUGCUGCGGCGAUACCGUCGAAAAACACCCCGAGUGUUACGUCAAGUCCACGACGGAACAAUGCAAGGAAUACAUGAGGACUUUACCGACCAUGGAAAUGGAGGAAUGCAACUUCGAAUACAGGAAUCAAAUGAACCUAGCCUCCGCGUUCUUGGACGCUUCGGCAGUAUACGGUAGUACGGAGGCUCAAAUCUCCAAGCUGAGAACUUACGACGCCGGUCUGGUGAACAUAUCUUCUUGCUUCUCCUGCCAAACUAACGCCUUGUAUUCCGCUAUAUUGCGAGAGCACAACAGAAUAGCGGUUAAUCUAGCACAGCUGAACCGCCACUGGCCGGAUGACGUUAUCUUCUACGAAGCCAGGAGGAUUGUAGCUGCUGAAAUACAACAUAUCACAUACAGCGAAUUUCUUCCAAUUGUACUGGGAGAGGAAGCCAUUGUCAACUCAGACUUGAAACUGAAGAGCCACGGGAGGUUCUCCAAAUACUCCAGUUCCCAAAAGGCAGGAAUUUAUAACGCCGUGGCCCUUGGCGCACUUCCAGCUCUCAUGUCAUUGAUGCCCGUCAGUUUGAUGAAUGAGACCGUUUCAAAUUUCGCGGAAAUGAUAGAUAUGCUGAUCAAAUCGCCAGCCCAAGUGCCUAGCUUGCACAUGGCCAUCAACUUGAGGUCGGAUUGGGACACUGCAUCCUUGUUCAUCCACAUGGGUCGAGACCAUGGUCUUCCUGGUUACACGGCUUGGUUGAAUGCCGCCCAAAACUCUUCGAGAAAGUACAAAUUCGAGGAUUUGGAAAAGAUGGGAAUGAAGAGGGAAUAUGUGAAAGCGAUGAAAUAUCUGUAUAUGGAUCCUGAAGAUAUAGACUUCUUGGUCGGAGCAGUCCUGGAAAAACCUGUACCUGGUGCCGUGGUUGGAAAAACCUUAAGCCAUGUACUCAAACAACAAUUCAUCCUCCUCAAGAUAGCCGAUCGUUUCUGGUACGAAAACGAUCUACCACCAAGUUCCCUCACGACGGAUCAACUCGCAGAGAUCAAGAAAACUUCUAUUGCUGGACUGUUAUGCGCGAACACAGACUAUUUGGAUAAAAUUCAGCCAAAAGCCUUCAUCCAGGAGGAUCUAUAUUUGAACGCAAGGAUCUCUUGUGAUCACUAUUCGAUGCCACAGAUGACGCCGUGGUUAGAAAUGGACCAUAUGGCCGAUUUUUCUGAUGAUAUACUGAUGGAAGCCUUGUCCAAAGCAGAACAGGAGGUUCUGGAACGCAGAAAGAUCGAGUUCCAAUCUUGGAAAGAAGGACGAAGCGCAGAUCCGAAAUCUCCAGUUGGUACAGCUGCUUCCUUUAGUAAAGCCAAUAGAGCGGCUUUAAAACUCGCAAACACAUCAUUACUCUUCGAGUUUGCUUCCAAUGAAAUUAUCAACUCUUUACUGAAUCAUCGAAGAAAACGUCAAGUUUUCGAUAACAGUAUAUUUUUCCGUGAGGAACUCUCCAAUGGUCUUCAAAACGUAGAUAUCUCAUCACUGAUAGCCUCUUCCUUCCUUGACGAUCCAACUUGUGAUGACACGGGACCAUGUGACCCAGGCACUCCUUUCAGGACUAUGACCGGCCAUUGCAACAACCUGGCCAAACCUAGCUGGGGAAAAAGUUUAACAACCUUCACCAGGUUGCUUCCGAGCGUUUACGAUGACGGUAUAUCCAGACCAAGAGUUGUGGGGGCUACCGGACAACCUCUGCCUUCUCCGAGGAUUGUUUCAUCUGUAAUACAUCCUGAUAUAAGCAACCUUCACUCGAGAUACACUUUAAUUACUAUGCAGUUUGCUCAGUUCUUAGACCACGACCUCAGCAUGACUCCAAUUCAUAAAGGUUUCCAUGAAUCUAUACCAAACUGUCGAUCUUGCGACAGUCCAAGGACUGUGCACCCUGAAUGCAAUCCUUUCCCAGUGCCUCCUGGGGAUCAUUAUUACCCUGAGGUUAACAUUACGUCUGGUCAAAGAUUGUGCUUUCCCUUCAUGAGGUCCUUACCAGGCCAACAGAGUCUUGGACCAAGAGAGCAAGUCAACCAGAACACAGCUUUCUUGGAUGCCUCUCAGGUUUACGGUGAAAAUCUUUGUGUGCUCAAAGCUCUCAAGGGAGGUAGAGGUAGGAUGAAUGCCACACAGCAUCCAGUGAGAGGCAGGGAACUCCUUCCUCAGUCAGAUUCCCAUCCGGAAUGUAAAUCAGCUUCGGGGCUAUGUUUCAUAGCCGGAGAUGGAAGGGCAUCAGAACAGCCGGCUCUGACGGUGAUCCACACGCUGUAUCUUCGAGAACACAACCGACUUUGCGAGGGUCUGCGUCAAAUAAACCCACAUUGGGACGAUGAGAAAGUAUUCGAACAUGCCAGGAGGAUCUUGAUAGCAGAGAAUCAGCACAUAACCUACAACGAAUUCUUACCGCGUCUCUUGAGUUGGAACGCCAUGAACUUGUACGGGUUGAAAUUGCUGCCACAAGGAUAUUACAAGGAGUAUAAUCCCAAAUGCAACCCGAGCAUAUUGAAUGAAUUCGCGGCCGCUGCCUAUAGGAUUGGACACUCCCUUUUGAGACCUCACAUACCAAGGAUGAACGCGGCUUAUCAAGUCUUAGACCCUCCAAUUCUGCUGAGAGAUGGUUUCUUCAAGGUCGAUAUGAUAAUGCAGCCUGGAAUGGUGGACGAAAUUUCAAGGGGUCUCGUUUCAACGCCAAUGGAAUCAUUGGAUCAAUUCAUAACAGGAGAAGUAACAAACCAUUUGUUCGAAGACAGAAAAAUACCCUUCUCGGGCAUAGAUUUGAUUUCGUUGAAUAUACAGAGAGCAAGAGACCACGGUAUACCAUCCUACAACAAUUACAGGGCGCUAUGUAACCUCAAGAGGGCAACUACAUUCGACGACUUAAGCAGAGAAAUUCCUCCAGAAGUGAUAGCCAGGCUGAAGAGGAUAUACGCAAGCGUAGAUGACAUCGACCUAUUUCCAGGUGGUAUGAGCGAAAGGCCUUUACAGGGAGGACUUGUGGGACCAACAUUCGCUUGUAUCAUCGCCAUACAGUUCAGGCAACUGAGAAAAUGCGACAGAUUCUGGUACGAGAAUAUCGAUCCCACAGUUCGUUUCACGGAGAAUCAGCUCGGCGAGAUACGUAAAUCCACGCUUGCCAAGUUGAUCUGCGACAACAUGGAUCAUCCAGGCGAUAUCCAGAGAGCUGCUUUCGAUUUACCAUCUAACUUCUUGAAUCCGCGGGUUGAUUGUAGGAGUCUGCCUUCAAUAGAUCUUAACGCGUGGAGGGAGAGUGCCAGCAAUGGGUGCAUUAUAGGUGAUAGGCACGUGCAGGUUGGAGAGAGCGCCUUCCCCUCCCCAUGUACCAGCUGCAUUUGCAACAACGACGGGGGUCAAUGUGCUUCUCUCAGAGUGACCGACUGCAACCAGCUCCUUCGUGAAUGGUCCAGGGAGGCUGUCAUGCGCGACGAGGUGUGUACAGCGCAGUGCGGUUUCUUCUUGCACAGGGGCGGAUCGCAGUCCAAUCUGAAUCCGGGCUUGAUACCCCCACCGGCCAGGCACCUUAGGGCGCGACAAAUUGGCAGGACUAAUUUCAACAACUUCAGAAACGACUUUGGCCCUUUCGCAGGGUUCAAGUUUCCCGAUUUAACGCCUUUCAUAGCCAAGUGAGGCGGUUGUGAUAAACAGUGUCAUUCAAGAAAAUAAAAAAAUAACAAAGAAACUUUACGCGAACGCGAGGAAAAUUGUAUAUUGUGUAGAUACGAGUGGUCAUUCACCGAUGUAUAUGGUUUUAUUGUUAUUACCGACGACGAGGAAUUUUUGUUUUGGUAUUGGCGUCGAAAUUUUGAGCUGAUACGUGGAAGUAUGGAUAUAAUAAUGUCGAAGUUUUGUGGAAUGAUUGAUUAUACGAAUUUAGUGAAGAGUAUUUAAAUAAAAUAUUUUAUUUUUUAA